Messenger RNA from Xyrichtys novacula (pearly razorfish), 4911 nucleotides. The record is from the annotation of a GenBank genome assembly. NCBI's taxonomy places the organism in Eukaryota, Metazoa, Chordata, Actinopteri, Labriformes, Labridae.
GGACAGUGAGGAGGAGUCGGAUCUGUUUUUUCAAACUUGUUGCCUCGCAGGUUUUUCUCGAUGUGUAACUCUCGUAAUGCUGGAAUUCAAAGUGAAAAAGUAGAUUUUUGGCAUUAAGGUGAUGUACAGAGGUUUUUAAAGGCCUUUACAGACUUCGGUUCCUGUCAGGUAAUUAAUUCUCACUUUGUCUCAUAUUCUUGUUAUGUUUAAAGAUCGAUCCUUUCGUUUAUUUAUUAAGUUUUGUUCUACAGAGUGGGAUAUCUCAGCUGGAGGUCAUCAGUGAAAUAUAAAAAAUUAGUUAAGUAAUCUUCGUCCAUAACAUUCUUGUUUCGUUUCGAGAUAUUUAAUUUUUCUUUAUAACCUUUCUCUAAAAGAUAAGUUAAUCAGUCAGACUGGAUAUCAUGUCUGCAGUUGGAGGUUGUUUUAGUUUUAAUCAAACUCACACUGUGGUACUUUAUGCUCAGAGUCAUACUGUGGGAUUCCCUCUUCUGUCGGUGAUGUAAUCAUUAAGGAAUUACUGCUAUGUAAAUUACAUAAUAACCCGAUCGACGACCUGAUCCGAUCGAUCAUUAAUCGGGAUAAAGUGAGUUUACAGAUCUACACAUUACGUGCCUAAUGAUAGUUUAAUAACUGAUCGAUAUUCUUAGCAAAAAGUCAGCUCUCAUGUUUUGGCGGAUAUGAUGGAAGUGAAAAAAACUCCACUACCCAUGAUGCCUCUCGACACACCCAGCCCCCAACUCUGAUGGUUUUGGCGUAAAACUUAAAUCACAGGCGGGAGAGUAGCCGGUUCAGCUAGCGAAGAAACAACAUCGGAGCAUGUAGGCAGAGUGAAAAUCGACUGAAAAAGUUUAAAUAUUCUCACGUUAUCUUUACGAACUGUUUAAUAUUUAAUCGUAAUUUCGGUCGAAGAAGAGGCGGGAAAAGGACAGAAUCAUCGACGACGACGAUUUCUCCUAAAGUGAGCGGAGAUUCAACAGGUCUGUGUCUGUUUCAUCAAACUUUUUCACCAAAGAGAGAGUAAACCGUCUAAACUAGUACUUUACCAGAUUAUUCCAACCAGUCUAAGGUAAUCGAGAUCAUUUAACCCGUCCAGUUUAGUAAUUCUGUUCAAUAUUCCCUCUUAAAUGACUGUAACCCCCACAGUUACAGAGAAGAGGCCGCAGAGGGAAUAAAAACACGAACUAAACCUUUUUUUCUUUUUCAACAUGUUUAAAGUUUACGGUUUGAUGGUUUGUUAGUUUCUGUUUGACUUUAGUUUCAAUUUCAGAUCCUUACAAUCAGCCUUUAAUGCUCAUUUUUACUUCAGGACAUGUUUUUAUUUGAGUUUUACUUUCAGUGUUUGAGUAAACUGUGUAAUAAUGUAGUAAAGCUGUCAGGGAUGAGAGGAGCAGAAAUGUAAGAAAAUCUAAAGAUCAGGUCAUUUAGAGAAUUUACUCACGAGAUGAGUAAUCACAACCAUGCACUAAUAUUAUAUACAUGAUAUAAAAAUAAGAUGGUAUAGCUGAUCAGACUCUUUUUUUAAUUGUUUGUAUUUAUAUUUAUUUAUUUGUCACAGAUUAAAAAGAGUGUAAGGAGGAAACGAAGCCGACAUAGACAGGUUACGGAAAUAAAAUGAUUAGGGAAAGGUCAGACAGAUACAAACUGCCAUAAAUGGAACGCAGACUGAUCAUCAAACAGUCAUAAAGACAAUAUAAGUUUUUAACAAAUAAUGAUGUAUUUAAGACGUGAUCAGAUGAGAUUUUAAUGAUAUUUUAAAGGAGCUGAGGGAUGACCUCUAAAGUGAUGUUGGACUGAUGAGUGGAAGUUCGACAUGAAGGUAACUGAAGAUGACCAUUUUGUCUUGUUGAGUACGGGUGAAAAUCGGAGGAAAAGGUAAAAAAGUUUCAGGAAGGUCUUGUUUGUUAUUUAGUUUAUGUGUGAAAAUGGUCAAUUAUGUUUUACAAUGAUCACAAGUCCUCAAAAUGUCCCCAGUGUCCAAACUUCAUGAAACUUCCGUCACUGAGAGCUGAAAGAGGACAGAAAACAAACAAACACGUCAAUACGAUCUCUAAUUCACAGUCAAAAUCAUUAAAGAUAACGAAGGGAUUAAAAUUUUUAAAAAGUAUUAAUGUCGUUAUAGAUCCUCAAUAAAGAAUUUAGUUAAAAUCUGAUUUACACUUAAUACUGAGUGACGACAUUUCAUGAGAUUUUUGUGUCAAUCAUCUCACACUUUCAUUCUUCUCCUGUAUCUCAGUCCUUCACUGAGAAACGUAUCAUGGAAAACAGUUAAAUCAGAUUGAGUCAGUUUAACUCUUUUUACCUUCCUCCACAGACUGAAGAUGAUCAUGAAGGGACAGAAGCGUAAGCUCCCUCCGGAGGACAUGGAGGACAGGAGCAGCCACUUCUGGGAGAGUCAGCGCCAGUUUGUGUUCUCAGUUUCCCUGAACAAGUAUCAGCGAAGUCAGGAGCUACCUGAACCCAGCCUGCGGAGGUCUGUUCUCAUAGCAAACACGCUGCGGCAGGUCAGUCUGGAGGCGUCUAGAGCGCCCUCUGUAGACUGGGAGGUGUCUCAAUCACAUUACAGCUCCCCAAGCAGCCUCUUAGCUCUCUCCAGCGUCCCUCUGGUUCCUCUUAGUAACAUGUCAAAUUGUGCCACAAACGUCCACCUACCUGUGAAAGAUGAAGAUGAAGACUGGGGAUCGAUGUCCAUGGACUCGGAUUUCUCCCUUUCAGCUUCCAUCUCCUCGAUCCUCACCGCACUAGACUCUACCAUGGAUGCAGGUCCACGGACACCCCUCAGGUCUUUGGAGAACCUGUCGGCACCCUUUGAGGGUGGUGUGGCGGGGAUGAGGCGAGGAGUCGGAGAGUGUGGGGAUCAACAGGGAGAGUGUAGAGCAGGGUCUAGCUACCUCACUGACCUGACUGUCGAGGAUCUAUUUCAGGACAUAGACACGUCCCUGCUGGAGAAGGAUAUGUGUGUGCUCGGGCUCCGUGGAGGUGCAAGUGUCGCCAGCGAUGAGCUUCUGCGCUAUCUCCCACCUUUGUCGUCUGUCUCCGCCUCACAGCCUUUCCCUUUCUCUCUGAACCAGAACUUCAAGUGCCUGCCUUCGUUCUCCUCCUUCAGCCCUUCCUCAUCCUCUUCUUCACCUCCUCUUUCUCCGCCCUUCUCUGCUCAAAAUCAUGUCAAAGAAGGAUUUGAGCUGGAGCACCUCAUGGAGAUUCUGGUGGAGUCCUGAUAUCCUCACCUUCGUCCGGACAGAAAGUGAAUUCUCAAAGGACGAGGCAGCACAGGUCGUUGUUGUUGGACCCUCAGUUAGUUAUUUUUUACACCCUGCUCACAGAAUACGGUCUAUGAAGUGCUGCUGAAACUUAGAAAUGGUUAACGUCUCUGUUUGGUAUGUUCAGAGGUUUUCAUGAGCUGAAGUGUACGUGACUUUUUUUGUCUACAUGAAGGUUUUUGUACUCUGGCAAAAUUGGCGGUCAAAAAUGGUAAAAACAGGAGGCCGAACAUGUCUGUAAGUUCCCCUCUCGGUGACUCAGCCUUGAGUCAGAGCAUGAAAAAGGAAUUUACUACAGUUUCCUGUGUGACUCAUCUGGAGGAGGUGCUUGAUAAGAGCUGCAGCAGCAGAGAGAGGACUGCUGCAGAGUUACCUUUAAAAUAUCAAAUGCAUCACAGCUUCAUGUAAUUUUGAGUUCACGCUGAACAGAUCGACUGUUACAGGCAGCUGUGAUACAUCUGAUUAGCUUUUAGGGGAGAAAUGGUUAAAUUCCUCUUUUUGAGUCUAAAUAUUUGAAGUUUAAUGGAGACUGUGACCUGGCUGAUGUUUGGAACACUACUAUUUUAGGUCUCAUCUUCUGUGAAGAAAUCCUUUAACCUCGUUUUUAUGAUCAGGUUUUAAAGUGAGAAGAAACUCCAGAUCAGAUCAGGUCAGGAUUUCCAGAGCAGCACAAAGGAAAAACCCGAACCCUCAAUCAAGUACUGAUCCACAUUUAUUACAGCAGGUCGUUAGGUUUAAGUUUCAGUUACAAGAGAUUUCAGGUCUUACAUUUUGGAAAGAGAAUAUUUCUUUUUUAUGUCCUUUAUUUUAUCAUAACUGAACAUUUUUAUAUUAUCAUUAAGCAAAGGGAGAAAACCACCUUUACAAUGACUCACCUGAUGAAGCAUGUCCAGUUCAGUAAGUGUUCAGAAACUCUGUAACAGUCCGUCAGGUUAGAGGACUACCUGCAGAGUCGAUGUUCAAAAGCAUUUAGUGAAUAUUUCAUCUGUUUGAGUCACAGAAACCAUCCAGACCUCCUGCAGCAGUCUCUGUCACAGUGACGGGAUCGGUCUGCCCUCGGUUUGGAUCAGCUUUGUGGUUUUAGCUCCACUAAGGCUGGAUGCUUCUGACUUCCAACUUGUGAACACUAUUCACACAUCGUGUUAGAGGCGUGAGAGUUCACGUGUUAACUUCAGAUUGAAAGCACUUUUUAAAUAAUCUGCAUUUUUCACGUCAACACGCGCUCUGAGUUUUCUUCUGAGUUUAGUGCGCAGAGGUGACGUCACGUAUCGCUCAGAAGAAGAACGUGGAGGCGUGUUUGAUAUUCAACAGUGAAAUCUUCUACCUGAUGAAUUGUUUGAAGAAGCACAUGUGAUGAUGAUGAUGAGGAGGAGGAGGAAGACUUGUUGGUCAGACUUUUGUUUGUUUUAUUGUUUGUGGAUCGAAGUUGCUCUCUAUGCAAAGGUCUGCUAAACAGCCGGGCUUCAGUCCCGAACUGUUUAAAGGUGCUUUUCCAUUCUUCACAGUUCAAUGAUGAUGUAUUUAUGUAUUGUAUUAACUUUGUAUUAAGUUAGGUUUUAAAAUUGUUAUUUUUUAUUUUGGACUUUUCUCUUAAAAAAAAAAAAGGUGACUGUCUGUUCACUUAAACUGAUUUAUAAUAAAAUAUAAAAAUAAA